AAAUAGUAUAUGCAUAAUUAUUAUGCCUGAUAACACUAAGCCAUUACUGAUAUUACCACUGACUCACCGAUACGUGAAAAUUUAAGCAAAUACCAAGGUCGUACACGAAAUUGCGCAUGUCUUGAGUCACGAAAGCCUGCUGGCGAUAUGUAAAUCACAAAUGCAGGAAUACUGAGCCUCUGCCUAUUGUCGGAUAGGUAGAAGAAAAUAAGCAUUACUCGACUAUAAAAGAAAUGUAACUCGCGUCGUCUUCCGCAAGUUCGCUGCUAUUUCGUUGACUGUCGCCCGAGUGUCUUGGUGAUGUCAUAAGUGUGCUCAAAUCUAGAAAACUUAAGGAAAAUUAUUUUUCUGAAAACUUAGAAUUGUUUUUUGACAGCGACUCUAAAUGCGUGUAAAUCUUCUGUUGAUUUUGUUCUUCGCGAGCACUGUCUUAGCGCUAAGUGCUCGAAAUAGGAGAGAUACUAAUGUGACCACAGUACAACCUCCAACCGUUACUACAACUGAAACUAACGAUGGAAGUACGACAACGGAUGUUACUACAGAUACACGGGAUAGAAACUGCAAAAAUAUUUUUCUUCAGCCAAUAAAAAUAAUAGUUAAAUUUAUUAAACCAUUCGUAAUAAUUAUUUACAAUGCUUCAGUGACGUUUUUAAACGCAUUAAAUUCAACGAGCGAUUUUGUACUACGCUCUAUAAUGCAACCGUUUGUAGCAGUGUUAAAGAUAAUAAUUAACGUGACGAAAUGGGUGCUGCAAUUAUUGUUCUGAUUCAAUAUCGUUUAAAGCUGGUAACACUAAAAAUAUUUUCCAAAUUCCGAUGUUACCGACACACUCUCAAAAUCUUUAUCUAUUUAUAAACAUUAAAAUGACCAACGAGUUAUACAUUUCUGAUGAUGCUCUCUCUUAAGAAAGUUAGAGAUAUAAAUAAUUAUCAGUUGACAAGAUUGGACUAUUUAGAAGUCGUGACAAUCACUGGGGAUUACAAGAAACAUUAUCAAGAUUCAGACUAAGAAGGAAGUCCAUCAAUUAAAUACCUAUCAUAUUUUUUGGUAAACAGCGGAAACUUUUUGGUUAACUAUCUUUACCUACUUAAAUUGCCUUAUAUGUAAAUGUAUUUAUAAAAUAAUGUUCAAUAAUUAUCAACAA
Molecule: messenger RNA, 1144 nt
Organism: Vollenhovia emeryi
Lineage: Eukaryota; Metazoa; Arthropoda; Insecta; Hymenoptera; Formicidae
Exons: 4
Coding region: 386-766 (126 amino acids)
Source: RefSeq, a predicted model, not a curated record